CAUGGGUCCCAUGUGUCCCUUCCCAGUGCUGAAAGGAUUGUACUAGAGCUCACGUAGGCCGCGUUUAAGCCGCACUCUUCAGUACAUUUUGGGAGUUUUGAUUCAUCUCAUUUAUCACAAUGCUGAACGUGAUCAGUCGGCAACUCAGGAGCCACCCUGCCCUGAUCCCACUCUUUAUUUUCAUUGGUGGUGGAUGCACCAUGUCUCUUUCAUAUCUGGCUCGCUUGGCCAUCCGUAACCCGGAUGUCUGCUGGGACAAGAAAAACAACCCAGAGCCCUGGAAUAAACUGGGCCCCACUGACCAGUACAAGUUUUACGCAGUAAACAUGGACUACAACAAACUAAAGAAGAACGGUCCUGACUACUAAAUGUGUCCAGGGAAUCCAGACGCUGUGCUGGACCAAAUACUUGUUUUAAAACAAAAACUAAAGAGCAUCAAGUCCACAUUUUUCAUCAACAAUUCUUUCUCCCAUUAUAAUUUAUGCAAAAGAGACUAAAUAGGUUUCUGAUGUGCUAGAUUUUUCCUUAACUAAUUGAAUCUGUGAUGUCACUUGUGUUUUCUUUCUAUUCUUUGUUGAACAAAUAAUAAAACAGGGAACCUUACAGAGAAAAACAA
Messenger RNA from Misgurnus anguillicaudatus (oriental weatherfish), 616 nucleotides. It is a transcript of the gene coxfa4a, whose product is annotated as NDUFA4 mitochondrial complex associated a. NCBI's taxonomy places the organism in Eukaryota, Metazoa, Chordata, Actinopteri, Cypriniformes, Cobitidae. The record is from RefSeq and is a predicted model, not a curated record. Gene Ontology annotation, cellular component: respiratory chain complex IV.